Pipistrellus kuhlii (Kuhl's pipistrelle) is the source of this 3489-nucleotide messenger RNA. RefSeq names its product protein serine kinase H1 (gene PSKH1). Gene Ontology annotation, biological process: protein phosphorylation. The transcript has 4 exons. NCBI's taxonomy places the organism in Eukaryota, Metazoa, Chordata, Mammalia, Chiroptera, Vespertilionidae. Bases 216 to 1583 code for a protein of 455 amino acids. Gene Ontology annotation, molecular function: protein kinase activity; ATP binding. The record is from RefSeq and is a predicted model, not a curated record.
GGGUUUGUUUUGGCGUCAGGCGCGCUCGGUGAUGACGCUACGACGCUAACGCCUGAGGAUGGCGGCGGCGGCGGCGGCCGUGGCCGCGGCCCCGAGAGGGUUAGCACAGCCGCCAAGACACCGAAGAGCCCGCCGCCCCCGCGAGGUGUAGACGGGGCACUGCCUGCAGAGCAGGUCCUGCCAGCCUCGCUGGAGAGGAUGCCCCCGUGUCCGUGAUGGGCUGUGGGACAAGCAAGGUCCUUCCUGAGCCGCCCAAGGAUGUCCAGCUGGAUCUGGUCAAGAAGGUGGAGCCCUUCAGUGGCACUAAGAGCGAUGCAUAUAAGCACUUCAUCACAGAGGUGGACAGUGUUGGCCCUCUCAAAGCUGGAAUCCCAGUAGCCAGUCAGUGUGCCAACCCCUGCCCGGGUGCCCCCACGACCGGCUACACAGAGCCUCCUUCAGAACCACCACGCAAGGCCAGGGUGGCUAAGUACAGGGCCAAGUUCGACCCACGUGUGACGGCCAAGUAUGACAUCAAAGCCCUGAUUGGCCGAGGCAGCUUCAGCCGAGUGGUACGCGUGGAACACCGAGCAACCCGGCAGCCAUAUGCCAUCAAGAUGAUUGAGACCAAAUACCGGGAGGGGCGGGAGGUGUGUGAGUCGGAGCUGCGUGUGCUGCGCCGGGUGCGCCAUGCCAACAUCAUCCAGCUGGUGGAGGUGUUUGAGACGCAGGAGCGUGUGUACAUGGUGAUGGAGCUGGCUACUGGUGGAGAGCUCUUUGACCGCAUCAUUGCCAAGGGUUCUUUCACCGAGCGUGACGCCACACGGGUGCUGCAAAUGGUGCUGGACGGCGUCCGGUAUCUGCACGCACUGGGCAUCACGCACCGGGACCUCAAGCCUGAGAAUCUGCUCUACUACCACCCGGGCACUGACUCCAAGAUCAUCAUCACUGACUUUGGCCUGGCCAGUGCUCGCAAGAAAGGUGACGACUGCCUGAUGAAGACUACCUGUGGCACGCCCGAGUACAUUGCCCCCGAGGUCCUGGUUCGAAAGCCCUACACCAACUCCGUGGACAUGUGGGCCCUGGGUGUCAUUGCCUACAUCCUGCUCAGUGGCACCAUGCCCUUUGAAGAUGAUAACCGCACCCGGCUGUACCGGCAGAUUCUCAGGGGCAAGUACAGUUACUCGGGGGAGGCUCUCCUCCCCAAUGUCCUUCUCUUUUCUGCUGCUCUGCCCCCACCCACCCCCUGCUGGGUCCCAGGGGUACGGAACCCAGGCACCACAAUGCCCUGGCCCAGUGUAUCCAACCUGGCCAAAGACUUCAUUGACCGCCUGCUGACCGUGGACCCUGGCGCCCGUAUGACUGCACUGCAGGCCCUGAGGCACCCGUGGGUGGUGAGCAUGGCAGCCUCUUCGUCCAUGAAGAAUCUGCACCGCUCCAUCUCCCAGAACCUCCUCAAACGCGCCUCUUCACGCUGCCAGAGCACCAAAUCUGCCCAGUCUACACGUUCUAGCCGCUCUACACGCUCCAACAAGUCACGCCGUGUGCGAGAGCGGGAGUUGCGGGAGCUCAACCUGCGCUACCAGCAGCAGUACAAUGGCUGAGCUGCCUGCCAGUGGUAGAGACAUGGCAUGGGUCCAGCCUGUCACACACUGCUGUGCCAUCGGGGCCCAGUGCCCUCUCUGGAGUUAGGCCUGUAUGGCCAGUGGUAGGUGAAUGGCCCCAGCCCCUUCUCUGUGCCUUCAGCAGUCCCCAUCAUCACCUGGGCCUAGUGUGACAGAAUGGAGCUGGGAGCCCCCUGAACUUGGAGCCUGGCCUGGCACUGAUGUUCCUUUUGGUGGGUAAUUGCUAUGGUACAAGUUGGGGAAAGGGUAGGACUUGGCCUUCAGUCUUCUUCCUCCUUUGGCUCUUCCUCAGACCAAAAGGGCAGGCAGUGCCAGGUAGACGGUGUCGUUGGGACAGUUAUUUCUGGGCCUCAGUUAUUUCCUCUACCAUACCUUCCUGCCCGGCCCCCCACAUUCCAUGGCAUUCUGAUCUUCAUGAUUAUACCCCAGGGAGAGGUCCAGGUAGGCACAAAGCCUGUGCCUUGGCUGGACACUCAGCCUCUGGCUAAGUCUAAACAGCGCCCCACCUCCCAGCCAAGGUCUGUCUGCCUUCAUGGAGGCACCAAGGACCACUCCUGGCCCUAUUACUUGCCAGGAUCUCCGGUGGUAGGGCCAUGCAUGGAGCUUGGUCCUUCUGGGCUGUGUGGCCCUGUGGGUAGCAGGCUUGCUCUAGGCUCAGCCUCUGACUGCCUCCUUUGCAGAGCUUACCAUUAUCUCCCUCUCCCCUGGAUGCCUUGUCUGUUCUCCAGGUGCCUCCUUCCCAACUGUGGGACAUUAAAGGGAGCCCACUGCUGCUAUCUGGGGGAUGGGGGCACCUGGCCAAGGCAGAGGGCAGGGGCUUCCCAGGGAGAGUCCCAUCAGGGCUCCAGUGCCACUCUGGUUCUACCCUUGGUACUUCCCAUGGUCCUUUCCCUUUAGGCUCUGCUAUUCCUUCCUCUGCGGCUGCAUGAAGGCGCCAUCUACUGUCUAGCAUGAGUAUAGGCAGCCUAGGAAUGACCACCAUGCUCACCCUUCAGCCUUGAAGAGGAAGGAGCUGUUGCUCUUUGAGGGAGGGUCUCUGGGCUGCUCUACACUCCCCCUCUGCUGAGCUUCUACGCAGCUUCCCCUGGAACUUAGCCAAACUGUGUGAUCUGCCUCUGAACCCUGAGCGCCUGGGGCACUGGCCUUCUCACAGCUGGCCUUGCCCAGUGCCUCCUGUCCCCGCUUCCUUUCACAGCAUUACCUUUCCAGUCUGAGCCCCACUGAAUCUCAGGUUGGAGGGAGCCCCUGCAGGAGGUGAGUGGAAUUAGGUGGCUGCUUUCCUAGACACCUGAGCCAGACCAUUCCCGCAUCAGUCAUUGUACCUUCCCCCACCACAAACUGGGCUGGAACCAAGCCCUGUCCAUGCACAGCUGCUUUCAGUGGGUAGGGCCCAGCUUUAGCCUUAGCUAGACUGCAGGGCCCCUGCCAACAGGGAGGGUUUGGCCCUCACUCAGUUCCUCCCAGUGGUAUCCAUGGGCCAGGCCCCCCUCUUUCUGCAUGUGCCACCUCCAGUGGAAUACCAAGCCAAAGAAAUCACUCUGGGCCAAGUCGAUUGUGCCUUAUACACCCCCUCCUUCUGCCCCCAGUGCCCCUGGCUCAAGGCAGUGGAGCGCCCAAGCCCCAUGGCCUCAGAACUCCCCUGACUUUCCCAAGUGCCUCUGGGGGCCUGAUGCCCUGGGACUUAUUUCCUCUUUUGCCCAGGAUAAGCCUGGUCCUGAAGGUAGGACAGAAGGAGUUUGGAGACGGGCCUCUGACAGGGGCCUUCAUGCCAUGGACUGUGGGUGGAGAAUGUGCAGUUAUUUAUUUUGUGUACUCAAUUUGUAAAUGUAUCCUCUGUACUCAAUAAACAGACUGCCCUUCUCAGGGAAGGCUGCCCAUUCCGACA